Lindgomyces ingoldianus is the source of this 1395-nucleotide messenger RNA. Its product is annotated as putative transesterase. The record is from RefSeq and is a predicted model, not a curated record. Lineage: Eukaryota; Fungi; Ascomycota; Dothideomycetes; Pleosporales; Lindgomycetaceae. Bases 48 to 1250 code for a protein of 400 amino acids. The transcript has a single exon.
CUCAAGUCAUUGUCACAAAUAACAGCCCAAAGGUGAAAGUUUCCAAAAUGGCUUCCUUCGAAUCGAUCUACCAAGCCGCUGUCGACAAAGGCGAAAUUGAUGGUGCGGUCCUUUUUGCUCGCGAUGUCUCCGGUAAAUUCAAGUACGCAAAGACUUUCGGGGAGCGCACGCUGCUGUCCGGCGAGCGCAAGGCACACGAGCCAUCCGACAUUCUAGCAGUCGCCUCGGCUACCAAGCUCAUGACUGCGAUUGCCGCCUUGCAGUGCGUUGAUGAUGGGCUCCUAUCACUGUCCGCCGACGUUAUGCCCAUCGCACCAGCACUGGCGGGCAAGCAAGUCAUCACCAGUCUUGAUGGUGAUCAAUUCGUAUACGAGCCCCAAGCCAGCCCUAUAACUCUCGAGCACCUUCUCACCCACAGCUCAGGAAUCGGCUACGCUUUCUUGGACCCCAAACUCGGGAAAUGGCAGGCUGUUAAUGGCCCACCACCUUCGGAACGGACGACCGUGGAGACAAAAGUUGGCUAUCCGCUCAUCUAUCAGCCCGGAGAGUGCUGGUCGUACGGGGCCAGUUACGACUGGGCCGGCAAGCUCAUCGAGCGUGUUAGCGGGAGGAGCCUUAAUGACUUCAUGCAACACCGGAUCUUUUCUCCGCUCGCCAUCAAAGACGCGACCUUCUUCCCUGUUACUCACGAAGAAAUGAAAGCCAAGAUGGUCAAUCUCAACGCUAGUGAUCCGGAAGGCCGCGGACUUGCCGUUUCUGGCGGCAUGGACUCUCACGGGGUCGCGACCGACAACUUUGGAGGCCACGGACUGUUCAUGUCCGGGGAAGACUAUAUGAAAGUUAUGUUCUCUCUGCUCGCCAACGACGGCAAAUUGCUCAAGCCAGAGACCGUGGAUAGAAUAUUCCAGCCACAUCUAACCCCAGAAGCCGAGAAGAGCAUGCAAGAGAUUAUGGCUGCCCCGGCGACGAAUGCCUUCUAUGCCCAGGGAACUGGACCAGACGUUAAGCGCAACCACGGCCUCGCGGGUUUGUUGGUCAUGGAAGACUUACCCGGAUAUCACGGCGCACAUACCUUGGCCUGGGGAGGGGGAAUCAAUCUAACCUGGUUCAUCGACCGCAAGAAUGGAAUAUGUGCGCUUGGGGCUCCACAGCUCAAGAUGCCCCCGGAUGUCGCAGCAAUUACACGACUCAAGAAUGACUUCCGCAAGGGUAUUUACGAGGUGUAUGGUGAGUGGAAGAGGUGUCAGUGAUCGGAGGGAGGGCAAAUUCAGAUCGGGUGGCUCAUGGCCUGCUGGUUGGGCGUGGAAAGGAAGCCAAUCCCAUUCUUGACCCCGAGGCUCCCAUGCUCAACUGUACCACACUUCGAACUACACAUGAGAAAGAACAUGAUAUGCA